UAGGGGGAGGAGAAGUGUAUAUUUUUGCAAAGCUUGUGAAGGGACAAGUGUCGGAUUCCCCAGUGAUUUCCCACCUCAAAUUUUCCGAAUUUCUCUCUAGGCGAUUGGCUCAGCAAACUGAAGGAUCCAAUGGCGGCCGCCGUGCUAUCUUCUUCUUCUUCUUCUCUCUGUUGCUACGCCUCCAUUCGCGAUAUUCGCAUACCUCAUCCAACUAAAUUAGCUUCUUCUUCGCGUCAAUUCAGCACCGCAUUCGCCACCGGUUCCCCUCUCUCGAUUCGGACACCAAUCUACCCGAGAAAGACUGCUGGUCUGAAUUCAACAUCAGUGUCUGUAAGAUGUGAGCAGAGUACAAAAGAAGAAGGCAGUGGAUUAGAUGUAUGGCUGGGACGGCUCGCUAUGGUUGGCUUUGCCGCCGCUAUUAGUGUUGAGGUUGCUACCGGCAAAGGGCUCCUAGAGAAUUUUGGCCUCACAGAUCCUCUGCCAACAGUGGCGUUAGCAGUAACAGCAUUGCUCGGAGUUCUUACUGCAGUCUUCAUCUUCCAGUCUGCAUCCAAGAACUGACCAAUCUUUUCUUUCUACAAUACAACUCAUAUUAACGCAACUCUACUAUGUAUGUACUUUUGAAGAAUGUAUGAUUGUAUCUACUUUCAACAUAGAAAUCAUAUUUGUUCUUAAGUGUAAAGAUACUGAUACCCUUCUUUACCACUUUUGUUCAUGAUUUUGUAUGGAUACA
Messenger RNA from Salvia splendens (bonfire salvia), 733 nucleotides. Its product is annotated as stress enhanced protein 1, chloroplastic-like. Lineage: Eukaryota; Viridiplantae; Streptophyta; Magnoliopsida; Lamiales; Lamiaceae. Bases 130 to 561 code for a protein of 143 amino acids. The record is from RefSeq and is a predicted model, not a curated record. The transcript has 4 exons.